This is a messenger RNA of Theobroma umbraticum, 863 nucleotides long. RefSeq lists its product as uncharacterized. NCBI's taxonomy places the organism in Eukaryota, Viridiplantae, Streptophyta, Magnoliopsida, Malvales, Malvaceae. Gene Ontology annotation, cellular component: myosin II complex. Gene Ontology annotation, molecular function: calcium ion binding. The record is from RefSeq and is a predicted model, not a curated record.
UUGACUAUCUCCUAUCACUCAGGCUCAUUGAUUUCUUACCAACCCCCUUUUUAUAUGCCAUCUUGUAGAGAAGGGCAGCAGCAACAUACACUAGCUUUCUUCCCUUCUUCCCAUUUCAUUCAUCCUUCAACAACCAAGAGUUUCAUUGGUUUUGCUAGAGAGUAAAAGCCUGGAAGCGGAAAUCAUCAUGCCAGAUACAUUGACAGAAGAUCAAAUUGCCGAGUUUCGUGAAGCCUUUUGCCUGAUUGAUAGAGAUUCAGAUGGCUUCAUUACCAUGGAAGAAUUGGCAACAGUGAUCCAAACGUUAGAUGGAAACCCCACAAAAGAAGAAGUUCAAGACAUGAUUAGUGAGGUUGAUGUUGAAGGAAACGGGAACAUUGAUUUUGAAGAUUUCUUAAAUAUUAUGGCAAGAAAAAUGAAGGAAAACGUGGCCGAUGAACUAAAAGAAGCUUUCAAAGUAUUCGACAGGGAUCAAGAUGGAUUUAUAUCAGCAAAUGAGUUGAGACAAGUAAUGAUGAAUUUGGGAGAAAGACUGACAGUGGAAGAAGCAGAACAAAUGAUCAGAGAAGCAGACUUGGAUGGCGAUGGACUUGUCAGCUAUGAGGAGUUUGCCAGGAUGAUGAUGGCCUUCUGAAAUGAAUGGAAACCUGAAACUGACUUUGGAAUUGUAAAUUUGCACCUUCUUUCUUUCUUUCUUUUCUUUGUUGGACAUAUUUCUGUCCCUUGGUGGGCAGCUCGUACUAUCGUUGUUAAUUACUACUACUACUACUACGCCUAAAAGAACAGUUGUACCGCAAAUAAUUGUAAGCAUACUUAUUACAAUAUAAUGAUGAAUGAUAAGACAAUUUUCAGGUCUACAUAGA